UCUCUCAGGUACUUGUGUUGUGUCUCAUCGCCCUGUGAGCCUGCGAAACCGAAUGGUGGCGCUAAGCAAUAAGCACUGCCCCCAAUGGUCUACUCAGCCGCAGGCAGCCAGCAGAUCUCCCAAAGUUCGAGGUCGAAUCUGACGGUAAGAGCUUUGGUUCGCCUGAGCUUUCACAUGCACCUUACUUAAAACCAGUCGUCAUCCCUCGUUUCCGCUGCAUGAAGUGUUUAUGAAGAUUAAUCUAUCCGUCAACUCCCAUUGCGACCUCACAGUUCACGAUAGAAAACGGGAUAAGAAGACCCAAUAAAACCCCCCACGAGAAAAGACACGAAAUACGCACCAUGGCUGCCCCAGCAGUUCACAGCCUGCCCCAGGCCGGAAACUCGGUCGGCAUCUUCCCGCAAUUGACGGCACGCCAGAGCGAGACCCUCGUGCUCAAAGAAAAAAUCCUCUCCAUCACCGGCGACAGCUUCGAUAUCAAGCUCGCAAAUGGCCAACCGAUCCUCCGUGUGCAGGGCAAGGCGCUGUCCAUCUCGGGCCGCAAAGCAGUCUACGACAUGUCGGGGAACCAUCUCUUUGAUAUCGUAAAGGAGCACCUGCACCUCCACACUACGUUCGCGGCGCAGGAUCCCAAGGGCAACAAGAUUAUGGAGGUCAAGAAUAGCUUUGCGCUCAUUGGCUCAAAAGCUACUGCGACAUUCGUUUCGCCGCAGACAGGGAAGACGGAAUCGCUCGAGAUGAAGGGCAAUUGGCUGUCGACACAGGCCGAUAUUGUUGACACGAAUACCGGCCAGGUGCUGGGGCGGAUUGACAGAAACAUGCUCCGGGCGCGCGACUUCUUCGGCGGCAAGCAGACGUACGCGCUCACGGUGGCACCGGGGGUCGAUAUGGCGCUCAUGUGUGCCCUGUGCAUCUGUCUGGACGAGAAGAAGAAUGACAAUAAGGGUUAACGGAGAGGCGUGGAGAGGGAAGCACUUUUCUUGUGCCCUUUAUGAUUAAUGCGUUUUUUUAAAGUCAUUGCGAUUGAUACCUAGUUGAAGAGAGUCUGACAUGUUCUGAAAAUCAAGUACUUCUUUCCUAUGGUCGCCAUCCUUGCAGCAAGAAUAUGUCACAGCUUCGACAGACCCCGG
Messenger RNA from Colletotrichum scovillei, 1130 nucleotides. RefSeq lists its product as uncharacterized. Bases 342 to 950 code for a protein of 202 amino acids. Lineage: Eukaryota; Fungi; Ascomycota; Sordariomycetes; Glomerellales; Glomerellaceae. The transcript is spliced from 2 exons. The record is from RefSeq and is a predicted model, not a curated record.